Molecule: messenger RNA, 1053 nt
Organism: Exophiala spinifera
Lineage: Eukaryota; Fungi; Ascomycota; Eurotiomycetes; Chaetothyriales; Herpotrichiellaceae
Exons: 1
Coding region: 1-1053 (350 amino acids)
Molecular function (GO): oxidoreductase activity, acting on NAD(P)H
Source: RefSeq, a predicted model, not a curated record
AUGAAGUCCGGACAUGUAUAUGCCUCGACGCCCGAAAGCAUCGAGGUCAAAGUUCUCGACCAACCCAUUCCUACCCCCGGGCCAAAUGAUAUAGUCAUCAAAGUCAUAGUUUCAGGCACAAAUCCAAAAGAUUGGAAGCUUCCCGUCUAUUGGGGUGGUGGGCAAGGGAUGAAUACCGGGGAUGACAUUGCAGGCUAUGUCCACGCUCUGGGAAAGGAUGUUACGGGAUUUCGCGUUGGCGACCGAGUUGCAGCGUUUCAUGAGAUGACGAAGCCGUUCGGCUCUUUUGCAGAGUACGCUCUAGCUUGGGAAAAGACAACAUUUCAUUUACCUUCCCACACGACAUUCGAGGAGGCGGCAACCAUUCCUCUUGCUGCUAUGACCGCCGCGCUCGCCCUUUUCCAUCGUCUUGGCCUUCCUGAACCCUGGGUGGGCGAUAAUUCGCAGGCACGCCGCGACGCCCAAGCCGGGGGUGUUCUUGUUUAUGGAGCUGCGUCUGCGGUUGGAGCGUUUGCUAUCAAGCUUUUAAAGCGAGCGAACAUUCAUCCUAUAAUUGCGGUUGCUGGCAGGGGCAUUCCGUUCGUGGAAUCCAUUAUCGACACAUCCAAGGGUGACACAAUCAUCGACUACCGCAAAGGCAAUAAAGCAAUCGUGGACUCACUGAAGGCAGCAAUUCCUGCUGGAAAAAGGCUUCUGUACGCUUUCGACACCGUAUCCGAGAAUGGAUCCUACCAAAACAUAGUGCAAGCUCUGGACCCUCGGGGAAAUCUCGCCCUGAUAUUACCUGGUUUAUCUGGGGAGGGCAUUCCAGACACGGUAAAUUGGGGGAUGACUCCUGUCUCGGCGGUUCAUGGCUUCCCUUUAGACCUGGGAGACUUUGGGUACGCUUGGUUCAGGCUCUUUACCCUGGGGCUGAAGGAAGGCUGGCUCAAUGGUCAUCCACAUGAGGUUAUUCCUGGCGGACUGAGAGGGGUGCAAAAGGGGCUGGAGAACCUCGGAGAUGGUAAGGCCAGCGCUGUUAAAUAUGUUUAUCGUAUCGAAGAGACAGAAUAG